AUGAUGCGUUUAUCCUCAAAGCUGGUCGCGGCUACAUCACUAUAUCUGCGGAAGAAGAGUUUGAAGUCCUGCACCUUGCAUUCGAAAUGGACAACGUCUUCGAGCAAUGUGACCACCAAGGGCCAUACCAUGGCGGUUUAUCACCAGCAAUAUUGUCUUGUUCAACGUCUCAACGUUCUGCUGUGCGCAUCCCCUUCGUCAGCCACCGCAUUCGUCCCGGCAACAUGGAUAGAGAGCAACACUGCAUGCGAAUACGGCAGAUCCGUCGCCGAGGCCAUCUCGUGUGACUGCAAGUUUGAUGGACUAGCAAUGGCCUGGCUCCCACCUCACGACAGUGAGGAAGAGUUGGCCUAG
Molecule: messenger RNA, 354 nt
Organism: Aspergillus costaricaensis CBS 115574
Lineage: Eukaryota; Fungi; Ascomycota; Eurotiomycetes; Eurotiales; Aspergillaceae
Exons: 2
Coding region: 1-354 (117 amino acids)
Source: RefSeq, a predicted model, not a curated record